Alternaria viburni is the source of this 687-nucleotide messenger RNA. RefSeq lists its product as uncharacterized. Bases 1 to 687 code for a protein of 228 amino acids. NCBI's taxonomy places the organism in Eukaryota, Fungi, Ascomycota, Dothideomycetes, Pleosporales, Pleosporaceae. The transcript has 2 exons. The record is from RefSeq and is a predicted model, not a curated record.
AUGCACCAGCAGAACGGCGACCGCUCAUGCGCUAACGAAGCCAUCGGCGGAGCCCACUACGGCCCCGUUCUGGUCUACAUGUCCAAGGUUGCAGACGCAUCCACAGCGGAUGGUUCGACCCCCUUCUUCAAGGUCUUCCAGGAUACAUGGGCGAAGAACAGCGGUGGCGGUGGCGGUUCGGAUGAUUACUGGGGUACUAAGGAUCUGAACAAGAACUGUGGAAAGAUGGAUGUGAAGAUUCCCACCAACCUGGCCCCUGGAGAUUAUCUACUGAGAGCGGAGGCUAUUGCGCUACAUGCUGCAGGUAGUGCCAACGGCGCCCAAUUCUACAUCACCUGCUACCAGAUCACUGUCACUGGUAGUGGAUCUUCUUCACCCGCUGGCGUAUCGUUCCCUGGAGCAUACAAGGCUACCGACCCCGGUAUCCAAAUCAACAUCUACCAGAACCUCGCUUCGUACGUCGCUCCCGGUCCGGCAGUCAUCGCGGGUGGUACAGAAGCCGUUGCUGGUAGUGCUGGAUCAGCUGUCACUGCUACUGGUGGAGCGCCAGUUGCUACAGCUACUGCAACCACGAUGAGGACGUCAGCGGUAGUCACCUCUGCCGCCGCUGUGCCAACGAAUGGAGGUGGUUCUGGCGCUUGCUCUGUUACAAGGUGCUUCAGGACUUACCUGCAAGGCCGGAGGUGA